This is a messenger RNA of Chionomys nivalis (European snow vole), 1284 nucleotides long. RefSeq names its product capping actin protein, gelsolin like (gene Capg). Lineage: Eukaryota; Metazoa; Chordata; Mammalia; Rodentia; Cricetidae. The record is from RefSeq and is a predicted model, not a curated record. The coding region runs from base 116 to 1165 and encodes 349 amino acids. Gene Ontology annotation, biological process: actin polymerization or depolymerization; barbed-end actin filament capping; actin filament severing. The transcript has 11 exons. Gene Ontology annotation, molecular function: actin filament binding; phosphatidylinositol-4,5-bisphosphate binding. Gene Ontology annotation, cellular component: cytoplasm; actin cytoskeleton.
GUCAAAGCCACCAAACCUUCCUCGAAGCAAGUCGCGCUCUUGGAUUGGUCCCGAGGAGGCUCCACGAAGCUGAAGUUGAAUCAGACCUGAAGUCAUACUGCUGGUCUGGAGCAACAUGUACACACCCAUCCCGCAGAGUGGUUCCCCAUUCCCAGCCUCAGUCCAAGACCCAGGCCUACACAUAUGGCGCGUGGAGAAGCUGAAGCCCGUGCCCCUAGCGCGAGAGAACCAUGGCAUCUUCUUCUCUGGGGACUCCUACCUAGUGCUUCACAAUGGCCCCGAAGAGGUCUCCCAUCUGCACCUGUGGAUAGGUCAGCAGUCAUCCCGGGACGAGCAGGGGGCCUGUGCUGUGCUGGCCGUGCACCUCAACACCCUCCUUGGGGAGCGGCCUGUGCAGCACCGUGAGGUUCAAGGGAACGAGUCGGACCUCUUCAUGAGCUACUUCCCGCGUGGCCUCAAGUACCAGGAAGGUGGUGUGGAGUCCGCAUUUCACAAGACAAACUCGGGGGCCACCCCAGCAGCCAUCAAGAAGCUCUACCAUGUUAAGGGGAAGAAAAACAUCCGUGCCACUGAGAGGGCGCUGAGCUGGGACAGCUUUAACACCGGGGACUGCUUCAUCCUGGACCUGGGCCAGAACAUCUUCGCCUGGUGUGGUGCAAAGUCCAACAUCCUGGAACGUAACAAGGCAAGGGACCUGGCCCUGGCCAUCAGGGACAGCGAGCGGCAGGGCAAGGCCCAGGUGGAAAUUAUCACCGAUGGAGAGGAGCCAGCCGAGAUGAUUCAGGUUCUGGGCGCCAAGCCUGCUCUGAAGGAGGGCAACCCUGAGGAAGACCUCACAGCUGAUAAGACCAAUGCCCAGGCUGCGGCCCUGUAUAAGGUCUCUGAUGCCACUGGACAGAUGAAUCUCACCAAGGUGGCUGACUCUAGCCCCUUUGCCUCUGAACUGCUGAUUCCAGAUGACUGCUUUGUUCUGGACAACGGACUCUGUGGCAAAAUCUACAUCUGGAAGGGGCGAAAAGCUAACGAGAAGGAGCGGCAGGCAGCCCUUCAAGUGGCCGAUGGCUUCAUCUCUCGGAUGAGAUACUCCCCAAACACUCAGGUGGAGAUUCUACCCCAGGGCCGAGAGAGUCCCAUCUUCAAGCAAUUCUUCAAGGACUGGAAGUGAGGGUGGGAGUCCCCAGCCUGCCCUCCGGUCUCCCACCAUUUGCCCCCUCCCCCCGCUGCUGAGUCAGCACCAAGGUGCCCUCCGGAUGCUCAAUAAAGGACGCACAUUCCUUUCCUAGU